Porites evermanni is the source of this 11233-nucleotide messenger RNA. The record is from the annotation of a GenBank genome assembly. NCBI's taxonomy places the organism in Eukaryota, Metazoa, Cnidaria, Anthozoa, Scleractinia, Poritidae.
UGUAUUAUAGCAAUUGCAGAGGUUUACAACAAUGAGGGUUACGAUGAGUACAACAAACAGAAUUUCAGCAGCGCCAUAAACUUCUACACAGAAGGAAUUAAAGUGAACUGCAAGGAUAAAGAACUGAACGCCAAACUGUACAGCAACAGGGCAACAGCACAUUUAGAUUUGGGUAAGAAGUUGCUUGUCAACUUUCUAAAGACUUUUAAAUGUAUCGAUUUUGUAAGGACAGUUUUUGUAAGAACAGUCAAGCAAGGCGUGUCAGUUACAUAUUUCUAGUCAUGCUUUAUGUUUUACGCUUUCUAAAGGAAAAGACCACAAAUAAGAGCUGCUCCGAAUAACUAAUUUCAGUUGCUAUUCAUUGGUAGAAUGCCUAAGGCGCGUGCAAUUCCAUAAUUGGUUUCGGGCUCCAUUAAUUCUUUUGCAAAUGGCAGGAGAUUUUAGAAGGACCCGCUACAAUGUAAGCACAGUAACUAAUAGGACAAGUUACUGAGAAAAACAACCUAAAAUAUACUGUAAUCUGUCACAGUACAAACCAGGUGAACGUGUCAACUGAACCGGUUCUUUUUAAGGUGAAAUUCUUUCUGCGUUCUUUCUUUUCGCAGGGAACUACACUGAAGUUCUAAAUGAUUCAAAAAUUGCCAUUGACUUACUACCAUAUUUUUUUAAAGCUUGUGUGCCAGGUAAAUCAACUAUAAAUCCAUCUACACUGAAUAUUUCUCUCCUGACCACAAUUAUGAGAUUAUUAAUUUAAUUACAGUACAAACCAGGUAUAAGUGUCAACUAAACGCUCGCGUACGGUACAACUGUUGUCUUCUUACCGCUUUUCCGGGGGUUGGUUCCUCGGACAACAUUACCGGCGCCUUAGCUAUUUCAGCCCCCGUAAGGUAAAUAGUUUUUAUUAUAUAACUAAUUUUUUACCUUGUAUUGUUAUUAUUAUUAUUAUUACUAUUAUUAUUAUUAUUAUUAUUAUUAUUAUUAUUAUUAUUAUUAUUAUUAUUAUUACAAGUGAUACCGAUAAAAGUAAAUUAUAAUUAUUUUAUUACACUAUAACAUAUAGAUCGUUUUCACCUUGCUGGCCGCUAGCAUUUCUCAUUGUCUCACCACCGCUUUGAAUUUUCAUGUUUUUCUUCCUACGUGUCUUUUGUUUUCAAUCACUCGCUCUAGCUCUUUCUCUGUUUUCCACGUGAGUGUAACCAUAAAAAAUUACGUCGAAAAAGACACGACUUUGUUGUUGUUAUUUCUUUCUUAAAGUCCGGGUGGCCAUGCGAUUUGUUUCCAAAUAAAACCUUGACUUGCAUUUCGGUUGCCAUACCUGUUGAUUGAAUUAUUUUACAUUGGUAUGCAUGUGGUGCGGACAGACUCUCGGGGCGGUCGGUCGGUGUACGGUCACGUGAUUACCAAAUUUUCUCAGAUGGGUAGUUCACCACAUUUUCUUACCCAUGGUGCUCCGCUGCGCGCGCUUCGCGCGCGAGAGCUCCGCUUUACGUUGCAGUCGCAGAUUUGACAAAGUCGCAUUUAAUUUGAAACUGUCGAAUUUAGUUCAUUCUGACGUCCCAUCUCAAAGCAGUUACCUCUCGAAUUAAAUUAGGCACUUGUUAAAAUCGACGAUUGAGCCAGUUGAGCUAAGUAAUGAUAACAGUGUCCAGUAUUACUAAAAAUACCAGUAGAUGAUAUGAUCUGAUACAUACCGCAUUUUAUAUAUUCCCGGCCUGUAAACAGUGCUUUCAAUUUACCACAUUAUGUUAUUGGCUAUAUGCACCACACAGGUAAAAAAGAGAUUUUAGAACUAAAAGUUAACGUCUCCGAUCCACUGGACCACCUCGGUAAAGGCUGACAAUUAGAGUUUAAAAGAGGUAUAUAUUCCUUUUCCAUGGUGAUUGACAGUUUUGAAGCAUGACUUUUUCGUUUUUUUUUUUUUUUUAAUUUCCUUGUAGAAUUUAAUCUUUAACUGAUCGAAGCUAGACUUAAAGGUCACAACAAACCCAAAAAUACUCUUUCAGGCUUAGUCCAUGCCGGAGAACGUUUAAGAAAUCUAUGGACCAUCGAUUCGUACGAGGGAGAGAAUCGUACGAUCAUACGGUUCAGUGCUCGUAAGGUGUCUUUUCAUUGGUCGGGGAAAACAUUAACAUACUCAUUGUUCAUCAUUACUUCCAUUGUUUUAGGUUAGGGUAGUAAACCAUUUGGCUUUUAGGGUUAGAAGAGCUGCUACAUGACCUCUCUCCUCGGAACGAAGAAAAACAAUAUGAACGCCAAAUGCACCCUUUUAGUUUUUAAAGUUCUCCUUUAUAGACACAAACAUUGAACAUUUAUUUCGGCAAACAGACAGUUAAGUUAAAAAGGAUUUUACAAAAGUCUCAAGAGCAGAUCUCCUUUAAGAUUUUAACUUGCAAUAUCGAUCAAUUUACGCAACUUUUAAACUUCUAGCUCAGUUCAUUUCAGGUUCUGCUUUGAAAAGGGAAUGAUAAUUACUUAGAGACAAUACAGUGUAAAGAAUUGUUGAGAAAAACAGCAAAAACGUGCCAAUUUAUGCCAAAAAACGUACUUUAAAAACGAACUAAAAUAUUCAAAACGCCUUGAUCACGUGACUGAUGAUGUCAUGUCUCUCUUGGUCAUGAAAAAAAUUAUCAAGUAGAACAUUACUUUCCCGCAAAUUUUCUCUGCCGUGUGAUAAAUGGUUGACUCUCUACAGCCCUCGGCCUAGUCUCCCCACUUUUUCACUCAUGUUCUUUACCCCCUUAAAUUUUAAAUAACGGACGUCAACUGGUUAUUUUUAAAUGCCCCACACAACUAAAACCUCAAAUAUGCUAUUUCUUUUUAACUCGUUAAUGAAAUCUUGUUACAGCAACGAAAAAACCUAAUUGGGAAUUGUUUAACAUAGCUAAAACAUGCUUACCUCCAUCGAUGUGAAGUUCAUCUUCGAUAGUGCACUUUUAGGUUUGUUCGGCGCCGCAAAUAUUCUUCAAAUAGGACACGUCGCCAUUCGAGUUGUGUUCUUGUUGUUCUUGCCAUGUUUUUAGCUAUUAUCUCGCCUAGUUCUUACUCUUGAAAGGAGUGAAAUGUCUGCCAUUUUGUCUUCACAACCAAAACAACUCAACUUCGUCCCCAGGUCUUCUCGGUUAACGGUGCAUUAACCUGCAAGACCGCGGCACUUUUGAAGUCAUCGGUUGAUUAAUCGCAAAAUUCUUCCAAAUUUGGUCAUCAGUAGCUGGUUAUGGUAAAUUAUGUGUGUGCUUUUAUCCAAUCAGAACCGACAAAUAUUAUGAAUCAAUAAUAAUUACUAUUUAAUUUCUCCAGACCAUAUCAGCCGUUAAUAAACCCGUAGAAUACGAAAUUUUUAAAAGCAAAAAACCUCUACUCCUUUCACUCUCAAAUAUUUUCUUAAGGUACGUUCCUUCCUUAAUAUAACAAACAUGAAGCAGUGAUUUCUUUCCUUUUCAGGUGCAGGUGCCUGUGUUCGUUUGAAAAAGUUCAAAGAAGCUAUCAGAUGGUGUCAUAAAGGAUUAGUAGUAUCUUUUACUGGAGUUAAUAAACAAAUUUCCAUUUAGAGAUCAUUUCCUUAUAAACCCUUGUUAUACCAGGUUAGCCUGCUUGGCAGGUGUUGAAAGAGAAAGGAAGAGGGAAGAAAGGGGGAAAAGGAGGGGGACUGGGGAAAGAGGAAAAUUGGCACCUGCUACAAGAACAGAGCCAAAGUGAAUUACUCCUUUACGACGCAACUCUAAGUUCGACAAGGUUUAAGAAGCGCGCUCCACUUCCUUCUGAUUGGUCACAUAUUGACAGUUGACGUUAUCGGAUUUGCUGGAUAAUGAUGGGCAUAUACAAAAACACCGCUUCUUAGAGCAGGUGUUCAAUCUCUCUCUCUUUCGCAUUUUUCUCUUCCCUCCCCUUUUUGCGCCUGCCACGCAGGCUAUACGAGGUGAGCUUUUGCGCUAAAAUAUGGUAUUUUUACACAUUAAAAUAACAUGAUACCUUCAUACGUGAAAAGAUCACUGUUGCUGUGGUUACAUAAUAAAUCGCGCCUUUGCAGCAAAAACAAUACUUUAAAAUUGAAAUGGUUUCGUAUUUCAAGAACAUUACAUGGCCUCUUGGAGAUACGAAUUUUCUUUUGUUGUGUUGAAAUAUAUUUCACUCGUUCAUUCACUCGUAAAAUAUAUUUCAACACCCGAAUAUCUUAAUCACCGUUAAAAGUGUAUCUUGUGUAGGCCCACAUGCACUCCUUAUAAAUCAACUGGCUCCUGGCGAGUACAGAACUAACCUUUUCCUAAUGGUGUCCUUCUGCCUUACAAAAGGCACUCAAAGAGGAACAUGUAUUCCCCUCUAGAAUGUACAUCAUUAUUGGUAAGGUAGAAAUUAAAAUAAACGUGAAGUGAAGAGAAGUGAAGCAGUGUUGAUUAAAUGUUUGAUCGUUGCUGGACAGCAGCUACUUUGCAAUACCAUGGAAACGUUGCGGCACUAGAAAUAAUUUAAUUAUUUCAAAUUUAGUAAUUAAACUUGGCAGGUUGUGUUAAUUUAACUUAUUCAAGUUCGACCCAAUUAACCAUGACCUGUUGGAAUUACGGGACUGGUCUGUGAGAGAAGAAAAGAAACUGAAAGAUAAUCAAGGAAAAGAGGUGAGUAUAAUGGAAUAGGACUUUAAUGACGUAGUUUCAGCAUUAUUGAAGGUUUUAACUUGGAGAACUCAUCUCAUUGUACAGUAGGCUAGAGAGCAAAUACGUCUCUCCGCAGAAAACAAAAGAACUUUAAAAAGCGGCUACUCUGGUAGGCAAAGUCCUAUGUUUUAAAACAACUUUCAAUUUGUUAGGUUGUCAGCUUAACUUCCUAUCUCGGGAUAGAAUUGAGUACGCAGUGUUCUUCUUGUUUGGAAGACAGUGACACGCGGUGUUCUUUUUGUUUGGAAGAGAGUGACGCGGAGUGUUCUUUUUGUUUGGAAGAGAGUGAAACGCGGUAUCUUUUGUUUGGAAAAAAGUGACACGCACUGUUCUGUUUGUUUGAAAGAGACUGACGCGCAGUGUUUUUGCUUGGAAGAGAGUGACGCACAGUGUUCUUUUCGUUUGGAAGAGAGCGUCGCGCAGUGUUCUUUUUGUUUGGAAGAGAGCUUCGCACAGUGUUCUUUUUGUUUAAAAGAGAGUGACGCGAAGUGUUUUAUUUGUUUGGAAGGGAGACAGUGACAGUUAGUAAUGAGUUGUAGCUGAGUUGCUAAAAAUAAAUUUAUCGUCGAAUUUAGUAGAGAAAAUUGAAGAACACUCUAUACGAAGAUCGUACAAUACAAUAUAAUACAAUACAAUAUUCUUUAUUUAACGAAGGUGACGUAAUAACCCAAUGAGUUAUCUAACUUACGGCCUUCACAACAAUACAAAAUACACAUAUAAAAACAAUGCCUAAUCAGUAAUAUACGACUACAACAAGCGAAAAAAUAGAACUAGACAAAUGUAUGGUUUAACAAGAUAUAAGAUGAUGUAAACUAAUUACCUUCUAAUACAGUUACAAUAAAUGAGAACCGUUACUAGCAAAGUUAAGGAAUAAGAUUAAGAGUUUAUGCUUAAAAUUAUUUAAUCUAGAUAAAUAUAUAAUACAAGAAGGAGAUACACACGCUAUUUGCUUAAGAUCAGUGUCAAGGCAAUUAAAAAGAGUGGCAGCAGAGUAAGCAAAUGUGCGCUUUCCAGGAUUAGACCGAGGGUAUGGAACUUGAAGAUUAAAAGCACAAGCUCUGGUGCGCAGACCAGUUGAACGAACGGAAGACAAGAAAUUGAAUUUACGUUGAAGACAAAGAGGAGCAUCAGGAUUAUUGAGAAGAGUGAAUAAAAGUACAAGUUUUCUUAGUUUUAUAAGGUCGAAAAUAGGUAGCCAUUUGAGUUUGGAAUCUAAGCUUACAGAUGGUUGAGAGUAGUCGGCAUCAAGGAGCAAUCUAGCUGCACGUUUUUAAAGGAGAAGAAGACGAGACAAUAAAUAAUUGGAACAAUUACCCCAUGCACCCGAACAAUAGAUAAAGAGGUUAUGAAUACAAGAGUUGAAGAAACGUAGAGCACAGUGAUGAUUGAGAAACGGUUUGAUCCUUCUUAAGAGAGACAGUCUACUGUUUACAAUUGAACAUAUAUUUUCAAUGUGUUUCUCCCAUGUAAGAUGGCAAUCAAGAGUAACACCAAGUAGUUUAGCAUGCUCAACCUGUUCAAUUAAUUGCCUUAUUUUUUAAAAUUUUGAUUACGUGAUCAAAUUUAUAAUUUAAGCCAGAGGAAAAUCUUUAGAUAUUCAGUUUGGGAAUAUUUACUUUUUUAGUACUAAAGAUUAGCGUUUCUGAUAUGGGAUAACCAUUGGACCUUUGGAGAAUCGACACAAUGAUGUUUACGCUCGACAACCAGUAAUGGUAUACUUAGCUAUUAUUUGAUUCGGCUUUCAUAUGGUCUGAAAAAUCAUGCAGAUUGUGGAGGGUUUUAUCCGCCGACGCCGAGGAUUAACAAUUGAUUUAUACUUUAAAAACAUGCUUACCUCGACCCACGUUAAUUUCCCGUUUUCACUUGCCUGUUUAUCGGAAAAUACAAGAUAUAAAGAGACGUUUAGUCACGCAGAUAUUCUUCAAAUAGCACUGAGUUGUUGUCCGUCGAGUUGUAUUUUUGUAUACUAGGAAGGCAGUAGUUCGGCUAUUUGUUCUCGCAGAACGUCUUCUCCAAUACCUGUUCAAUCGAUAAAAAUACCGCAGGACUAAAGUUUCCUAUUGAUGUUAAGUUGUGUGACAUCAACAAUAUCAAUCAGGGUGUGUUGAGGGGAGCAAUGUUCGAUGAUCCCGAAAGCCGUAUUGACAGUGAUAUAAGACAUUGUCUUUUUAUUAGUAGCGGAUCCCUCGCGCGCGAAGCGCAGGAAGCGGAGCACCAUGCAUAAGAAAAUGUGGUACUAUACCCAUCCGAGAAAAUUUGGUAAUCAUGUGACCGUACGCCUGACCGUCCGUCCGCACCACAGGCAUACCAAUGUUAAAUAACUCAAUCAACAGGUAUGGCAAACCAAAUGCAACUCGAGGUUAUUUUGGCGGGAAAUCGUAUAGCCACUCGCGUCUUUGUGGUGCGGACGGACGGUCAGGCGUACGGUCACAUGACUACCAAAUUUUCUCGGAUGGGUAUAUUACCACAUUUUCUUAUGCAGGACGAAACCGGAAAGUGGCAAUUGUUUCUGUAUCCGUGUUUUCUAAAGUAUUAAGCUUAGAUUAAUUGUCAUGUCCACAAAUUUGGAAUAUAGAGCGAGAGAAAGACAGAGAAAAAGAGGAAAAGCGGCCGGCCAGCGAAACUCAACGAGAAAAAGGGCGACAGAGAUCUAGAGCGAGAGANCAAAUUUUCUCGGAUGGGUAUAUUACCACAUUUUCUUAUGCAGGACGAAACCGGAAAGUGGCAAUUGUUUCUGUAUCCGUGUUUUCUAAAGUAUUAAGCUUAGAUUAAUUGUCAUGUCCACAAAUUUGGAAUAUAGAGCGAGAGAAAGACAGAGAAAAAGAGGAAAAGCGGCCGGCCAGCGAAACUCAACGAGAAAAAGGGCGACAGAGAUCUAGAGCGAGAGAUAAAAAACAAAAGAGGUUUUUUUGUUGGAAGAACAACAUGAAAAUUUUGUAGCGGCGGUGACAAUGCUAGCGGUCACCAAUGCAAGGAGAAAAUCAGUAAAAAAAAAGUGAACGAGAAAACGUGAGAAAUUUCCUCCAUAAAAAAGUUUCUGGAAGUUUCACGUUGUAGCUGUGCAAAAAACAACGGCAAAGAAAUGUACAAAAAAAGUGUGCUGCACGUGCAAAGGGUUGCUUUUUUCCUAAUUAGACCUAUUGUUGUUUUUUUACCGUUCUCCAGCGUUGCCUUCGCCGCUUAGCAUUACACGAUUUUAUAUUUUGUUUGAACAAACUAUAAAUAUUAUCGAGAGCUUCGCUUUUAACCAUGGCUAAAUCUAUAUAUUAUUUUUUGCUUUUGUUGUUGUUGUUGGGCUUCUUAAAAACCGGGUUAAAAAAGAAAGGAGUAAGAUCUGGCUAUAACUAUUUGGGGCAGGCUCAUCCUCAAACUUUAACUAAUUUUUUCCGAAUUAAAAGAAAAAAUGAAGCUGAUUACUUUUAUUUCCAGAUGGAAGAUUGAGUUUAAGAAACUUUAAUGUAAAUUAUUAUGUCAUACAUUGUAUGUAAUUUGUUUCACAGAAAACUUGUACGAAUGCAACUUGCACAGCUAAAAACCUAAGUAAAAGUGACAACUUUGAGCACAGAUCAGGAGAUGGAGAGUCGUAUGGCAAACAUAGCUCCGCCCAUCGCAAUCUGGGAGCCAUAGACUACCAUAAACGUUACUUGAAAACUAUGAAAGAAUUGGGUGACAGAUCGGAAGAAGGAUUGGCGUAUUGCCUUCUUGGCAGUGCUUAUUGGAGUAUGGGAGAUUUUAGAACAGCCAUAGGCUGCCAUGGACGUCACUUACAAAUUACAAAAGAAUUGGGUGACAGAUCAGGAGAGUCAGUGGCGUAUAUCGAUCUUGCCAGAGUCCAUGAAAGUCUGGAAGAUUUUAAAACAGCCGUUUGCUACCACGAACGUUAUCUUAAAAUUGCAAAAGAAUUGGGUGACAGAUCAGGAGAAAGAGAUGCGUAUAGCUCUCUUGGUGACGCCCAUCGCGGUCUGGGAAGUUUUAAAACAGCCAUAGACUUCUAUGAACGUCAUCUUAACAUUGCGAAAGAAUUGGGUGACAAAUCGGAAGAAGGAACUGCUUAUGGCAAUCUUGGUGACGCCCAUCACAGUCUGAGAGAUUUUGAAACGGCUAUAAACUACUUUGACCGCCAUCUAAAAAUUGCAAAAGAACUGGGUGACAGACUGAGAGAAAGAGAGGCGUAUGGCAAUCUUGGCAACACCUAUCGUACUCUGGGAGAUUAUAAAACAGCCAUAAGCUACCUUGAACAUUAUCUAAACAUUUCAAAAGAACUGGGUGACAGAUCGGGAGAAGGAGGUGCGUAUAGCAAUCUUGGCUGUGCCCAUCAUCUUCUGGGAGAUUUUAAAACAGCCCUAGACUACCAUGAACGUGAUCUAAAAAUUGCGACAGAAAUGGGUGACAGAUCGGCAGAAGGACUGGCGUAUUGCAACCUUGGCUGCAACCAUCAAAGUCUGGGAGAUUUUAAAACGGCCAUAGACUACCAUCAAAGUCAUCUAAAAAUUGCAAAAGAAUUGGGUGACAGAUGCGGAAAAGGAACGGCGUAUGGUAAUCUUGGCAUCAUCUAUCGCAGUCUCGGAGAUUUUAAAACAGCCAUUGACUACCAUGAACGUCAACUAAAAAUUGCGAAAGAAUUGGGUGACAAAUCAGGGGAAGGUUUUGCGUAUAGCAAUCUUGGCAGUGACCAUGACAGACUGGGAGAUUUUGGAGCAGCCAUAGACUACCAUAAAUCUCAUCUAAAAAUUGCGAAAAAACUGGGUGACAGUUCGGGGAAAGAAAAAGCGUAUGGCAAUCUCGGCAGUGCCCAUCAAAGUCUGGGAGAUUUAGAGAAAGCAAUACACUAUUAUGAACUUAGUCUAAAAGUUGCGAAAGAAUUGGGUGACAGAUCAGUCGAGGGAAAGGCGUAUGGCAGUCUUGGCAACGCCCAUCGCGAGCUGCAAGAUUUUGAAACAGCCAUAGACUACGACAAACGUUCCCUAAAAGUUUGCAAAGAAUUGGGUGACAUAUCGGGAGAAGGAAUGGCGUAUCAUAAUCUUGGCGCCACCUAUAGCCAUCUGGGAGAUUUUGAAAGAGCCAUAGACUACCUUGAACGUGACUUGAAAAUUUCAAAAGAAUUGGGUGACAAAUUGGGAGAGGGAACAACGUACACAAGUCUUGGUACUUGUUUUAAAUAUAAAGGCCAAGUUCCAGUGGCUAUUGGAUAUUACCAACUAAGUAUUAGUUCGUUCAAGAAAGUCAGAGAUCGUCUUCCGUUGAACGACGAGUGGAAAAUAAACUUACGAGAUCAAUACCAGACAGCAUACACUGCACUUUGGCGCUUGUUGUUAGCAGAAGGCAAGAUUAUAGAAGCUUUGAUUUCUGCCGAUCGUGGACGAGCACAGGGUCUUAAGGACCUUAUGGCAUUAAAUUAUGGAUUAGAGGUGAAAGACGCUGAGUCAGAUGAAGGAGACAUGAUAACCUUUUUUGAACUGUCCAGUCACUUUCCCACGAAUACGAUAUUUAUGGCGCUUGGAGAGAACGAAUUAAUUUUCUGGGUUUGUCAGGAAGGAACGGCCCUUGAAUUAAGAAUAAACCCAGUAGAUUCAAAGGGGGAAAUUAGCUCCUUCUUUGAGUCUCUUGUGGAGCUUGUUUGUCAGGAAAUUGGUGCAAGAGAUUAUGUGGAGUGUGAAGAUCGCUCACUUAAAUUGCUGAAUGACAAAAGACAUGAAAGACUAGCAGUUCAAAGAUCAACUCUUGAUGGCAGUCAAUUCCAGAACUUACACAAUUCUUUGAAUACUUUGUCCGACGUAAUCAUUGAUCCUAUUCAAGAUCUUUUUUUGGGAAGUGAAAUCCUAUUCGUCCCCGAAGGUCCACUCUGUUUGGCUCCUUUUGCCGCAUUGAAGGGUCCAAACUCCAAAUACCUCAGUGAAUCAUUCAGAAUUCGCAUAGCUCCAUCUCUUACCAGUUUGAAAAUAAUUGCCGAUUGCCCGGUAGAUUACCACGUCACGUCUGGCGCGCUUCUUGUGGGUGACCCGUGGGUGCAAGAUGUGACAAAACUACCAAGAUUGCCACAUGCCAGAGAGGAGGUAGAGAUGAUUGGUAGAAUUCUUGGCUGUACACCUCUUAUUGGAAGACAAGCCACAAAGGAUGAGGUAUUAAGACGACUCGGUUCGGUUGCUUUGGUGCACAUUGCUGCACAUGGCAGCAUGAAAGCAGGCGAAAUUGCCUUGGCACCAAAUAAUCGUGAGAAGGAUUUCAUGUUGACCUUGAAAGACGUACUGCGUGUUCAAAUGCGAGCAAGACUGGUUGUACUCAGUUGUUGUCAUAGUGCUCAAGGAGAGAUCAAAGCAGAAGGUGUAGUAGGCAUAGCAAGGGCAUUUUUGGGAGCCGGUGCUCGCUCUGUUCUCGUGUCUUUGUGGGCAGUUGACGAUAAGGCCACUCUUGAGUUCAUGAAACAUUUCUAUCAGCAUCUUGUAAAAGGCAAGAGUGCGGGUGAAGCCUUACAUCAAGCAAUGAGCUGCAUGAGAGAAUCUGAGGAGUUUGGCGCAGUCAAGUACUGGGCACCGUUUGUGCUCAUUGGUGAUGACGUCACAUUAGAGUUCGCUUUAUGUGAAUAA